Molecule: messenger RNA, 3671 nt
Organism: Olea europaea var. sylvestris
Lineage: Eukaryota; Viridiplantae; Streptophyta; Magnoliopsida; Lamiales; Oleaceae
Product: protein argonaute 2-like
Exons: 3
Coding region: 238-3312 (1024 amino acids)
Biological process (GO): regulatory ncRNA-mediated post-transcriptional gene silencing
Cellular component (GO): cytoplasm
Molecular function (GO): protein binding; RNA binding
Source: RefSeq, a predicted model, not a curated record
GAUCAUUCUCUAAUCUUCCUCGUACGUGCUCACUCUUAUUACCUUUCUACCCUAACACUUCGUUUCUGACUCGACUUGUUUUUGAAUCUCAAUAGCUAAGCUAAGCCCUUAUGGGUCUUUUCGUCCCGAGCUCUAGCCGUGUAUAAAAAGGACCUUAGUCCCUCAACUUGACCUUCACAGAUCAUUUGCUUGUUAAGAGUUAAAGAGAGUAGAGAGAUUUACAGUUACAUUGAGAGAAUGGACGGUGGUGGCAGAAAUAACUUUGGCCGGCGUGGUGGUGGUGCUUCCUGUGGACGUGCCGGCGGCAGAGGUGGUCACGGUGGUGGAAGAGGGAGGGGCAGGGCCCCGCAGGGUACUCAAUAUCAGACUCCGGUUCAGCAGCAUUGGGUCAACAGGCCGCCGGUUCAGGCGUAUCAAGGUGGUGCUGGUGGGUCUCAAGUCAACCCACCGCCGGCUCCGCGGGCGUGGGGCAACAGGCCAGAACAACCAGAUCAGGGCCAGGGAAGUGGUAUCGGAGUUCAAAGGCCGGCACAGCAGCCAAUGCAGGUCGGUGUGGGGCCUAAUCCUCCGGGAAGAACGUGGACUGGAAGACACUGGGGUCCAUCUACCUCUGCUUCAUCAACUUCUAAGCCUCAAACUCAGCUUCAGCCUCAGCGCCCCUCUCAAUCAUCUGCCGUUGAUAUCCAAUCCUUGAAGAUUUCAGAGAGGCAGCCUAUAUCAUCUCCGUCUGAGAGUACUGAGAACAGAACCAUGCCUAUAGAAAGGCCUGAUCGUGGAGGGUCACUUGCCAUCAGGACCAUCCCGCUUCAUGUUAACCAUUUCCCUGUCAAUUUUAACCCAAAUGCAACCAUAAUUCACUAUGAUGUGGAUGUUAAGCCUGUGGCAUCCCCUGGGGAUCGUUUUGUGAAAAAAUCAGUAUCUAAAUCUGAUUUGCGUCUAAUUAGGGACAAGCUAUUUUCUUCUGGUGAUAGUCGGUUUCCCUUGUUGAAGACUGUUUAUGAUGGUGAAAAGAACAUUUUCAGCGCAGUAACUCUUCCCACUGGAGCAUUUAAGGUGGAGUUGUCUGAUGGGGAAGAUUCUAACAUUCGAUCUUACUUAUUUACAAUCAAAUUUGUAAAUCAAUUGGAGCUCUCUAAGCUGAAAGAUUACUUAAUGGGGAAUCUGUCCUAUAUUCCUCGUGAUAUAUUACAGGGGAUGGAUUUGGUAAUGAAGGAUAAUCCUUCGAAGAAUAGAAUCUCUGUUGGUCGAAGCUUUUACUCCCCUUAUUACAGAGAGCGGGAUGAUCUCCGUCAUGGACUUGCAGCAUAUAGGGGUUUCCAACAGAGCUUGAGGCCUACAUGCCAAGGUCUUUCGUUGUGCUUAGACUACUCGAUAUUGGCAUUUCGUAAGCCAUUACCAGUACUAGAGUUUUUGAAAGAGCAUGUUCAAGGGUUCAAUGGAGUAAAUGAUGUCACAAAGUUGAGGCAACAAGUGAUCAGUGCACUGAAAGGACUGAAAGUAAAAGUUACUCAUAGAGUCACAAAACAGAAAUAUACUGUUUCAGGGCUGACUACGAGGAAUGCCCGUGGUAUUUCCUUUACAUUGGAUGACCCUGAUGGCAUAAAUCCUCCCACAGAAAUCAACCUUGUCCGUUAUUUUAUGGAUAAGUGGGGAAAGGAUAUUGUCUACAAGGACAUUCCUUGCUUGGAUUUUUCAAAAAAUAACCGGCCCAAUUAUGUGCCCAUGGAAUUCUGCGUCUUAGUUGAGGGGCAGAGAUACCCCAACGACCAGUUGAAAAGUUUGGACAAAGAUGCAGCUGUGUUCUUGAGGAAAUUAUCUCUUGCUCCAUCACAUGAAAGAAAAGAUACAAUCUACAAUAUGGUGAAUGCUAAUGAUGGACCUUGCGGGGAUGUCAUGAAAAAUUUUGAAAUUGGAGUUGACAAGAACAUGACGAGGGUUGCUGGUCGUGUCAUUGGUGCUCCUGAUCUGAAGCUCGGUUCUCCCAGUGUGAUUAAAGUGGACAAGGAUAAAUGCCAGUGGAACCUUGUUGGAAAAUCUUUGGUGGAGGGAAAAUCAAUUGAACGUUGGGCUUUGAUCGACUUCACCUAUGGUGAUGAAUUUCAGCGACAUGUAGAUCCAUUCAUCAACAAUUUGAGGCGCCGUUGCAGAAAUCUUGGAAUGUUUAUGGAUGGGCCUCUUUGGUAUCAAUCCGCUAAUUUGAGAGAAUUUUCAUCUAUUAGUAGGAUCGAGGGACUUCUUAGGCAUGUUGUUAAGGAGGCUAUGAGGAUAAAAAGUGGCAAGCUGCAGUUGAUUGUCUGCGUGAUGACAAAGGAAGAAGAUCCUGGCUACAGGUAUCUUAAAUUUGUGUCUGAAACAAAAAUUGGAGUUAUAACUCAGUGUUGUUUGUCCAAGAUUACGAUUCCAAACAAAGGGCAAGACCAAUACUUUACAAAUCUUUGUAUAAAGAUAAAUGCAAAACUUGGAGGAAGCAAUAUGGAGCUAAGUGGAAGGCUUCCUCAUUUUGAGGGUGAAGAGCAUGUUAUGUUCAUCGGGGCAGAUGUGAAUCACCCGGGGUCGAAGGACCCAUCUUGUCCAUCUAUAGCUGCAGUUGUUGGCACGGUUAAUUGGCCUGCUGCAAAUAGGUAUGCUGCGAGAGUCUGUCCACAGGGUAAUGGCAAAGAGAAGAUUCUAAAUUUUGGGACGAUGUGUUCAGAUCUGGUGAAUACUUAUGCUCGGAUCAACGGAGUCAGGCCGAGCAAAAUCGUGGUUUUUCGUGAUGGGGUUAGUGAGGGUCAGUUUGACAUGGUCCUCAAUGAGGAGUUGAUUGAUCUGAGGAGGGCAAUUUACAAUGGUGAUUACGAACCUACAAUCACACUAGUCGUUGCCAUAAAACGGCACCAGACUCGGCUCUUUCUUCAAAAUGCUCGCGAUGGCAAUGUUCCUCCAGGAACUGUAGUGGAUACAACAAUUGUUCACCCGUUCGAGUUUGAUUUCUACCUGUGCAGCCACUAUGGAGGCAUUGGGACCAGCAAACCUACUCACUACUAUGUUCUCUGGGACGAGAAUUACUUCACUUCUGAUAGCCUGCAGAAACUCAUUCACCACAUGUGCUUCACUUUUGCACGUUGCACAAAGCCAGUUUCACUUGUGCCGCCGGUUUAUUAUGCCGAUCUUGUUGCUUAUAGGGGACGUCUGUUCCAGCAGGUUGCAAUGGAGUUCCAGUCUCGCGAAUCAUCAUCAUCAUCAUCUUCCUCUUCUGCUGCUGCUGCUUCUUUUGACCAGAGUUUCUACACUCUGCACCCAGAGCUGCAGAACAUAAUGUUCUUUGUCUGAAUUGCCGUGUAAUCUCCAGGUGAAGGAGAUUGAACCAAAUCGUCCAACCUCGUUUCCCAUCUCUAGUAAACGAGAAACGAGUUUGUGCGGGAAUCUAAUGAGGUUUCCCUCAAGUUGUGUGUACAUGAGGGAGGCCAACAUAUUUAUUAUCGUGUCUGUCUGUCUGUCUUCCUUCUUUGCUAUGUUGUGUGAUAUAUUUUCAUUAGUGGGUGUGUCUUUUGCUUUUUAAUCUUAGAGUUUGUAAUAUGACUGUUCUCUUUGUAUUUCUACAUGACUGUCUUUGUCCGUCUGUCGAACUAGUAUCGUGCAAGUUUGUAAGCCAUGGUCAUUCGUAAAGUCAUGCCAGCGACUUGAGCACA